AGGUUCCCAGAGGAUGGGUGCCGAUGCCAAAUUCCGGGCCACAAGUCGCAGCAAUGGAUGGGCCUGUCCUCCUCACCCCUUCCAUCCUUAGGAGUUUUAUUCUUCAUACACAUUGUGACGCACAUCGCUGCGGUGUCAAUCAACCCAGCAGAUGAUAACGUCAUUGAACGAUUUAGGACAAACAAUAAAAAAUUACCUGUGCUGGAUCGACGGAAGCACAAACACGCCAUAGAGAAUCAACAUUGCUAUAUAUGUGAAGUUGACGUAGGAUCAAGGUCUAAACAUUGCAGCGCUUGUAACAAAUGUGUAGCAGAUUUUGACCAUCAUUGUAAAUGGUUGAAUAAUUGUGUAGGAGGGAAGAAUUACAGGUUGUUCAUUGUGACGUUACUUGUGGCGUUCAUCGGGUGCCUGCUUAUAUUUGGCCUAUGCAUAUUCCAGUUUGUAGCCUAUUACACAGACAAAGAGAAUGGGCAUCUUCUUAAACAGUAUUCAGAUUUUAACAGUGCACAUGCUGAAAUCACAAACCUCACAGUGUUAGCUAACAUGAAUAACAGUACAGCAGCACCAGAGUUUAAACUAUUAUAUUUAUUGGUCCCGGAUGAGGCUUGGCUGUCAGUUCUGGGGGUCACAGCAAUCUUGGUGCUUUCUGGGGCAAUACUUUUAGGGCAUCUUCUGAUAUUCCAUGUAUAUCUGAUGUGCAAAGGGAUGGGAACAUACGACUAUAUCGUUGAACAGAGAGCUGAAGCUGAAAAAGAGGCUCGCGAUAAAGACAUCGAUCUUGAAGAACCGCAAUAUGAAUAUAAUAGCAGACAUAAAAAGAGGAAUAGGGUUGAACCGGAGGAAAGACAGGGGCAGACUCAGCUACAGGAGGACAGUGGAGAGGAGACAAGAGAACAAACUAGACAUUAUGGCGGAAGUUUCCGGGAGUACGAGAAUGCACUGAGUGAGGCGAUGUCAGAGGAGCAGAGAGAGAGAGGAGAAACCCCACCCCCUCCUAGCAACCCUCCCCUUCCAGUGGAAUCACCCCCACACAGCCCUAGGGGCAAGAAAAUGAAAAAGAAGAAAAAGCGAAAGAAGAUGGUGUCACAAAAGAGACCCCUUGAAAGGACAGAAAGUGCUGAACAAGACACGUCAUUUCAGUUAAGGUCGUCAAACAAGAGGAAUUCUAAAGGUCAUGUUGCUGAGACAGAUCUGCCCUUAGGGGGGACAGGAGUAUAUACCCCGAGGGGUUACACGGCGAGGCUUGAUAUGCCUCUUACCCCAAUAACAAUUAGAUCCCCUCCAUCUCCAGAAGUUCCGAUAAAACCUGCCAUGGCAACGGGAGAAUAUCAUAGUGACUCCGCCGAAUCUUUAAAUGAAAUUCCACUCAAUCUUACUCGCGCUGGCUCCAUAUAUGGGCAAUCGCAGCAAAACAGGAAUAAUUUGCAGUAUCAGAAUUUGCAGUCCUCAUCCUCUGCAAAACUCCUUCCAAAUAGGACUAAAAAUCCAGAUGAACUAAAUGAGGACCAUGAAGAUGAAAUAAGGACUCCAAAACCUGCAAAAAGGAAAACAAAAUCUGGGUUUAGUCCAGAAGAAAGUUUCAAUACAACUACAAAGUUUGCAGUUAAUGUGACAGCCAAAUGUGACAAGGAUGGGUCUCUUAUAUAUGGCGAUAAUGAACAAGAUAAGAAAACAUUACCCAUAACUCCUAUUCCACAAAGGAGGUCCCCUAAAGUGCCUCCUCUGGAUUUGUCAGCUUUAAAGCAAGGCAGUGCUAGUGAAGAAGAAGAGACGUGAAAUCUUGACCAAUGAAAAAAUUCAUGUGUUUUUUCAUGAAAAAAUAUGAGAAAAGGAAUUAAUAGGAAGAAUCAGAUCUUACUUCAAUAUGUGCAGAUUUCAGAAUGGAUAUCUUCAUCAUAGGAAAAUACUAUGAAAUGCACCUUUGGAAAUACAAAUUUUCCAUCAAGUGAAAAUGUGAAUUUCUGAAAGAUAAGCCACAUACCAACAAACUUAAAGUUUCUAUGAAUGUUCAUCUCUCU
This is a messenger RNA of Owenia fusiformis, 2018 nucleotides long. The record is from the annotation of a GenBank genome assembly. Lineage: Eukaryota; Metazoa; Annelida; Polychaeta; Sabellida; Oweniidae.